AGGCUCUUCAUUACUUAGUCAUAGGCAAUACGGCUGUGCGGUUGCUGGCCGGUGCGCGCACUUAUUUGAAAAAAGAACAAGCGUGCUUCUUUUGUUUUUUUUUUUCAAGUUUACAAUUUCUUCGGUAAAAGUUACAUUAUAUCAUAAAACAGUUAAGAAAUUAUAAUGCAGUGAAAAAGUGUGUAUUUUUAGUUUAGAAAAAUAGAAAACUUAUUCAAGUAAUGAUGCAAGCGUCUUCAAGCAGCGAGCGCACUCCCCUGGUGCAACCCACAUACGUCUUCGAGUCCAGCUUGGCACGUCGCUAUCAGAAAAGACUGCACCACACACAAUGCGCCAUCUGCGUGUUUAUAAUAGCGAUCCUGUUGGUAGCCCUCCUAGUAACCAUUUCCUACAACUUGAGCAAUGACUUCGACGAUAUGGAUACCACAACAGUACCCAGUGCACCAGAGGUACCGCCAGAGAACAACUUAACGCUACUAGGGAUGUUCCCUGGCAUGAUCCCGCCUGGCCACUAUGCUAAUGGGACACCACUGGAAAUGCCACCGGAUUUACAACCGCUUCUUGACAAGGAGUGGCCGUUAAAAGAAAAACCAGUAGCAGCCUGGGCGGCCACACACCCAAGCAAAGCUGCCAUAGACUCAGCACUACUUAAGGGCAAAGCUGCUCUUCAAGAACUCGCGAAGGUGGAACUGCUCCGAAGGCCCUUAGCCAUGGACACUCCAGCUAACAGGGCACAGAGGGCUGCCGCUACUGGUGCUGAUGUCAAACCGCUGGCCGAUGCUGGGUAUGCUGCUGAAAUAGCCACCAAAGCACUUAUUAAUGGCACGGACAUAUCACAGAGACCAGGUGGAUCAGGCCAGGGCCCCAAGCUGAACGGAUCAUUCUCAGAGCCCCAGUAUUGUAUGGAAAACCCGCCACCAUGCCAGCCGUCAAAGUACAGGACUCUGGAUGGCACUUGCAAUAACUUGGAAAACGCGUACCGCUGGGGAGUAUCUAAGACUCCGUUUAGAAGAGUGCUGCCAGCUGAUUAUGGUGAUGGCAUCAGUUCCCCCCGCACGGGCGUGGACGGGGCCCCGCUGCCCAGCGCCCGCGACGUGAGCGUGACGGUGCACCGGCCCAGCUACGCGCACGACUCCGUGUUCACCGUUAUGCUGGCCGUCUGGGGACAGUUCGUCGACCACGACAUCACCGCCACUGCGCUUAGUAAAGGUCAGAAUGGCACAGCGCUCUCUUGCUGCGAUCCAUCUCAAACCCCGCACCCGGAGUGCUUCCCCGUAAGACUCGAUGUCGAGGAUCCCUUCUAUGAGGACUAUAACAUCACCUGCAUGGAGUUCGUCAGGUCGGCACCAGCUCCCACUUGUCAUUUUGGUCCUCGUGAACAGCUAAACCAGGCCACAGCAUUCAUCGACGCAUCCACAGUGUACGGGUUUGGCGAAGUUCGCAGUGCGUCACUGCGGUCAUUUGUGGGCGGUCAGCUGCGGAUGCUGAAGAUUGGAUCCACGGAGCUGCUGCCGCCUUCUACUGAUCCUAACGACAGCUGUAAUACGGCUGAGAUGAAUGCUAAGGGACGAUACUGCUUUGAGUCAGGCGACGACCGUGCGAACGAGAACCUCCACCUCACCACCAUGCACUUGCUCUGGGCACGACAACACAACCGCCUCGCCGCCAUGCUGCGCAAGCUCAACCCCGCCUGGGAUGACGACACCGUCUUCCACGAGGCGAGGCGGAUCGUUGGCGCUCAGAUGCAGCACAUCACAUACUCUGAGUUCCUGCCUUGUAUACUUGGUGCGGACGUGAUGUGGGCACUAAACCUGACGAUACAAGAUGAAGGCUACGCAGACGUGUAUGACCCCACAGUAGACCCGUCUAUCGCCAACCACUUCGCUUCCUCGGUCUUCAGAUUCGCACACACGUUAUUACCGGGUCUAAUCCACAACACAGACAAAAGCACGGGCACAAUCCAAUACACGCAGCUGCAUCAGAUGUUGUUCAACCCCUUCACUCUGUACACUAAGAAGGGACCUAAAGAGGCUGUUACCUCCGCCAUGAACACACUCGUCCAUACUGUGGAUCCGCAUGUUACUACUGAGCUCAGCAACCACUUAUUCGAAAAGCCCAUCGUAGCCAACUCAUCAACUGCAAACGCCACAAAGCCCGGGCCUUGUGGCCUCGACCUCGUGUCCCUCAACAUACAGCGCGGGCGGGACCACGGCCUGCCGCCCUACCCCGAGUGGAGGGAACACUGCGGCUUGUCCCGACCGAAGAAUUUCUCAGACCUCAAUGACAUCUUCGACGCUUCUUCUCUUGGCAGGAUCUGUAAGAUUUACAAUUCAGUAGAUGACAUCGAUCUGUACACCGGAGCUUUAGCAGAGGACCCUAAGGGCCGUCUGCUAGGUCCCACCCUGACUUGCCUCAUAGCCGACCAGUUCAUGAGAAUUAAAGUCGGCGACCGAUUCUGGUAUGAAUCCUCCGACGAGACCGUUGCUUUUACUAUGGAACAACUAACCGAAAUUCGCAAGACAACCCUGGCUGGAGUGAUCUGCGCUAACGAAGACCUACUGGACCAAGCGCAGCCAAGGGUCAUGGAGGCAGUCGGUCCUAUCAACCCAUUAGUGGACUGCAAGGAGCUCCCGCAGCCCAGCCUCAAGCCCUGGGCCACCGUCAAGAAAGGAAAAUCCUAAAAAAACAACUAAAGGUAAUGUAGUGAUACCUAGUCCUAACUGUACUAGGUGGAUUAUUGAACCUGACCCGGCUUGUUUAAAUUGUAUCCAUUUGUAAAUUUUAAUAAAUCUUUUAGCAAACA
Messenger RNA from Helicoverpa armigera (cotton bollworm), 2803 nucleotides. It is a transcript of the gene cd, whose product is annotated as cardinal. Gene Ontology annotation, biological process: response to oxidative stress. Gene Ontology annotation, molecular function: peroxidase activity; heme binding. The record is from RefSeq and is a predicted model, not a curated record. The coding region runs from base 222 to 2681 and encodes 819 amino acids. The transcript has 14 exons. Lineage: Eukaryota; Metazoa; Arthropoda; Insecta; Lepidoptera; Noctuidae.